Messenger RNA from Eptesicus fuscus (big brown bat), 7239 nucleotides. RefSeq names its product general transcription factor IIIC subunit 1 (gene GTF3C1). Gene Ontology annotation, biological process: 5S class rRNA transcription by RNA polymerase III; transcription initiation at RNA polymerase III promoter. Gene Ontology annotation, cellular component: transcription factor TFIIIC complex. The transcript is spliced from 37 exons. The coding region runs from base 30 to 6401 and encodes 2123 amino acids. Lineage: Eukaryota; Metazoa; Chordata; Mammalia; Chiroptera; Vespertilionidae. Gene Ontology annotation, molecular function: DNA binding. The record is from RefSeq and is a predicted model, not a curated record.
CGCCCCGGGCGCUGCUAACUGAAGUAGCAAUGGACGCGCUGGAGUCGUUGUUGGACGAGGUGGCCCUGGAGGGGCUUGAUGGCCUGUGUCUGCCCGCGCUGUGGAGCCGCCUGGAGACGCGCGUGCCGCCCUUCCCGCUGCCUUUGGAGCCCUACACGCAGGAGUUUCUAUGGAGGGCCCUCGCCACGCACCCGGGCAUCAGCUUCUAUGUGGAGCCUCGGGAGCGACCCGACCUCCAGCUGCAGGACCGGUAUGAAGAAAUCGAUUUGGAAACUGGAAUUUUGGAGUCCAAGAGGGACCCGGACCCUUUGGAGGAUGUCUACCCCAUUCAUAUGAUCUUAGAGAAUAAGGAUGGCAUCCAGGGCUCAUGCCGGUACUUUAAGGAGAGGAAAAACAUUACCAAUGACAUCAGAACUAAGUCUUUGCAGCCCCUUUGUACGAUGGUGGAAGCCUUUGACAGGUGGGGGAAGAAACUGAUCAUCGUUGCCUCCCAGGACAUGCGUUACAGGGCCUUGAUAGGCUUGGAGGGUGACCCUGACCUGAAGCUCCCCGACUUCUCCUACUGCAUUUUGGAGCGAUUAGGCCGGUCCCGGUGGCAGGGGGAGCUCCAGCGAGACCUCCACAGCGCUGCGUUCAAGGUUGAUGCUGGGAAGCUCCAUUAUCAUAGGAAAAUUCUGAACAAAAAUGGGCUCAUUACAAUGCAGUCACAUGUGAUCCGAUUACCCAGCGGAGCCCAGCAGCACUCAAUCCUCCUCCUCCUGAACCGGUUUCAUGUGGACAGGAGGAGCAAAUACAACAUCCUCAUGGAGAAGCUUUCGGUGAUGCUGAGCAUGCGGAACAACCAGAUCGAGACACUAGGAAAGCUGCGGGAGGAGCUGGGGCUGUGCGAAAGGACGUUUAAGCGUCUGUACCAAUACAUGCUGAGUGCUGGUCUGGCAAAGGUGGUGUCUCUUCCCUUACAAGAGAUUCACCCUGAAUGUGGACCUUUUAAGACAAAGAAAGGGACCGACGUCAUGGUGCGCUGCCUGAAGCUGCUGAAGGAAUUUAGACGGAAGAUCGAGGACGACCAUGACCAGGACGACGAUGAGGACGAGGAGGUCAUCUCCAAGGCAGUGCCCCCGGUGGACAUCGUGUACGAGCGGGACAUGCUCACGCAGACCUACGAACUCAUUGAGCGCAGAGGCACAAAAGGAAUUUCCCAGGCUGAAAUCCGAGUGGCCAUGAAUGUGGGAAAGCUGGAAGCAAGAAUGCUGUGUCGUCUUCUUCAAAGAUUCAAAGCUGUCAAGGGAUUCAUGGAAGACGAGGGGCGGCAGCGGACCACCAAGUACAUCUCCUGCGCGUUUGCGGAGGAGAGCGACCUGAGCCGGCAGUACGAAAGGGAGAAGGCGCGGAGCGAGCUGCUGACCACCGUGAGCUUGGCCUCGGUGCCGGAGGAGUCCCUCCCGCCUGAGGGAGAGGACACUUUCCUCUCUGAGCUGGACAGCGAGGAGGAGGGCAGCAGCAGCGGCAGCAAAAGAAGAGGCAGAGGGUCACAGGGAGACAUGAAAUCCUCCUCGAGCUCCAGUCUCGGGACCCAGCCUCAUCACUCCACCCCCAUCAAGGGUGGCUGGAAAGUAAACCUGCACCCGCUGAAGAAGCAGCUGACCUCCUCCCCCGGAGCUGCUGAGGAGAGGGCCUGCCGGGGCUCUGUCGGGGCCGACAGCCUCCUGGACACCAGCAGCUCCUCAGAAGCCACCUCGGCCUUCGGCUCCCACUGCGUGGAGAGUAACAGUGGCGACAUAGCUGUGAUCGAAGAGGUCCGGCUUGACAACCCAAAGGAGAGUGGCAGUUCCCAGAAGACUGGGAAGCACGGCCCAGGCCAAGACAAACCCCACGAAACCUACCGACUGCUGAAACGUAGGAACCUGAUCAUAGAAGCCGUCACCAACCUCCGCUUAAUCGAGAGCUUGUUCACGAUUCAGAAAAUGAUCAUGGAUCAGGAGAAGCAGGAAGGCGUGUCCACCAAGUGCUGUAAGAAGUCCAUCGUCCGCCUGGUGCGGAACCUGUCUGAGGAAGGUCUCUUGAGACUGUAUCGGACUACGGUUAUUCAAGAUGGCAUCAAGAAAAAGGUGGAUCUGGUAGUGCACCCGUCCAUGGACCAGAACGACCCUCUGGUGAGAAGUGCCAUCGAGCAGGUUCGUUUCCGGAUCUCCAAUUCAAGCUCAGCAAACAGGCUUAAAGCGCCCCAGUCUACAGUGCCUAAAGGGGAAGCCAAAGAAGAAAGUCAAGGAAAAGAAGACCCGAGUGGAUCAGGAGAUUCUCAGCCGAAUGAUUGCUCUAAACCAGAGAGUGGACGGGUGAAAAAAACUGAUGAGAAAAUGGGCAUAACCCAGCUUAAAAAUUACAACCCUGUAGUAGUUCCUGGACUUGGGCGAUCUAUAGGAUUUCUGCCCAAAAUGGCUCGCCUGCGGGUGGUCCACAGGUUUCUGUGGUACCUGGUCUACGGGCACCCUGCCAGCGACACGGAAGAGAAGCAGGGCUUCAGCAGUGAAAGAACGGGAAAGCAGGAGCCAGGCAGGACCGGAGCCCCGCCCUCCUCCGGAAAAGACUUGGAGACCUCCUUUGAUGCCCCACCGAGCGACAACCAAGAUGGAGAAGUCCGGGAGGCUGAAGUGGAGCUCCCCACAGAGAGAGUGUAUGUGGAUGAAGCCUCGUGGACACGCUACGUCCCUCCCAUUCCAAUCUACAGGGACUUCGGCUUCGGCUGGGCUCUUGUCAGCGACAUUCUCCUCUGCCUGCCCCUCUCCAUCUUUAUCCAGGUUGUGCAAGUCAGCUACAAGGUGGACAACCUGGAUGAAUUCCUGAAUGACCCUCUGAAGCAGCACACGCUGAUUCGCUUUCUCCCCAGGCCUAUCCGGCAGCAGCUCCUGUACAAGAGACGAUACAUUUUUUCAGUGUUGGAGAACCUGCAGAGGCUGUGCUACAUGGGGCUGCUGCAGUUUGGUCCCACAGAAAAGUUUCAGGAUAAAGAUCAGAUCUUCAUUUUCUUGAAGAAGAAUGCGUCUAUCGUUGAUACCACCAUCUGUGACCCACAUUACCACCUUGCCCACAGCAGCCGGCCCUUUGAAAGGCGUUUUUAUGUCCUGAAUUCAAUGCAGGAUGUGGAAAACUACUGGUUUGAUCUGCAGUGCGUCUGCCUCAACACCCCUUUAGGUGUGGUGCGCCACCCGCGUAACAGGAAGGACAGCAACCCAGAUCAGGGUGGAGAUGACAAGGACAGUCUGCAGAAGGAGCAGAAGGAGCAGGAGAGCGCCAUCCACAAGCACAACCUGGAGCGCAAAUGCGCCAUGAUGGAGUACUCCACGGGCAGCCGUGAGGUGGUGGAUGAAGGUUUGAUCCCUGGGGAUGGGCUGGGAGCCGCUGGGCUCGAUUCCAGUUUCUAUGGACACCUAAAGCGCAACUGGAUCUGGACCAGCUAUAUCAUCAACAAGGCCAAAAAGGAGAACGCCGCUGCAGAGAAUGGGCUCACAGUGAGGCUCCAGUCUUUUCUGACCAAGCGCACGUUGCCCCUUGGUGCUGGAGGCAAUGGCAGGUUGGACAUCUGGGGAGAAGCCAGAGCAGGGUCCGAGCUCUGUGCUGACCAAGACGAGCAGUUUGAGAUUGACCAAGAGCCCGUGCUGGACAGGAAUCAGAGAGUGAGGGGUGGCAAGAACCAGAAGCGGAAACGGCUGAAGAAGGACCCUGGAAAGAAGAUGAAGAGAAAGAAGAAAGAAGAACUCCAAGAAGAAAAAAGCAAAAGUCUGCGUUACCAUGAUGAGGCCGACCAGAGCGCCCUGAAGAGGAUGACCCGGCUGCGUGUCAUGUGGUCCAUGCAGGAAGACGGGCUGCUCAUGCUCUGCCGAAUUGCCAGCAAUAUCCUCAACACCAAGGUGAAGGGCCCGUUUGUCCCCUGGCAGGUGGUGCGGGACAUCCUGCACGCUACCUUUGAAGAGUCUUUGGAUAAGACCUCUCAUUCGGUUGGCCGGAGAGCUCGCUACAUAGUCAGAAACCCACAAGCCUACAUGAACUACAAGGUGUGCCUGGCCGAGGUGUACCAAGAUAAGGCCCUUGUUGGAGAGUUCAUGAAUCGGAAAUGUGACUACGAAGACCCAAAGGUUUGUGCCAACGAGUUUAAAGAAUUCGUGGAGAAGCUUAAAAAGAAGUUUAGUUCAUCCUUAAAGAAUCCUAACCUUGAAAUCCCAGACACACUCCAGGAGCUGUUUGCCAGAUACCGAGUUUUGGUGAUCGGAGACCCAAAAGAUCAAAUCAGGAAGGAGGACAAACUUAAUAGCGUGGAUGACAUCCACUACCUGGUGCUCCAGAACCUGAUCCAGAGCACGCUGGCCCUCUCGGACAGUCAGAUGAAGUCCUGCCAGUCAUUCCAGACGUUCCGCCUGUACCAGGAGUAUAAGGACCAGAUCCUGGGGAAGGCCUUCGUGGAGUGCCAGAAGAGGAGCUUGGUCAACCGGCGCCGGGUCAACCACACGCUGGGCCCAAAGAAAAACCGGGCUUUGCCCUUCGUGCCAAUGUCCUACCAGCUGUCCCAGAGCUACUACAAGAUCUUUACGUGGCGAUUUCCGAGCACCAUCUGCACCGAAUCAUUCCAGUUCUUCAACAGAAUCCGGGCUGCCGGCAAGUUGGACCAGCCUGAUCAUUUUUCCUUCAAAGACCAGGACAGUAACGACUCCCCAGAUGACCUGGUGGCAUUUUCUUUGGACGGCCCUGGAGGACACUGUGUGGCUGCCCUGACCCUCUUCUCACUGGGCCUCAUUUCCGUGGAUGUCAGGAUCCCCGAGCAGAUCGUGGUGGUGGACAGCUCCAUGGUGGAGAACGAGGUCAUUAAGAGCCUGGGGAAGGACGGCACCUUGGAAGAGGAUGAGGAUGAAGAGGAAGACUUGGACGAAGACCCGGGGGGCAAGCGCCGGAGCAUUGAGGUGAAGGCCCCCCAGGCCUCCCACACCAACUACCUGCUGAUGAAGGGCUACUGUGCCCCCGGCAUCGUCAGCACCCGAAACCUCAACCCCAACGACAGCAUCGUGGUGAACUCCUGCCACGUGAGGUUCCGGCUCCGCUGCAGCCCCAAGCCCACCCAUCUCAGGUCCUCGGGCCCUGCUCUGGAAGAGCUAACAGUGGGCACUUCCUGCCUCCCUGGCACGUUCACCAGGCUGAUAAAUAGCCAAAAGGACACCUGCCGCUUGGAAGAGUUUGUGCACCAGGUGGAGCUGUCUGGCUAUAGACCUGCUGACGUCUCUGCCGCCUUGGAGGUCCAGGGGGCCGUUGCGGCCACAGGAUGCUUUGGGGUGGACAAGGCAGAGCUGAGGAGACGCUUCUCCGCCUUGGAGAGGACAGAUGGUGAGCGCACCAAGACCUUCACAGACUACGUGCAGGACCUCUUGGAGCGACAUCAGGUGCUGGAAGUCGGCGGCAACUCGGUUCGCCUGGUGACCAUGGCCUCUGCCCAGCCCUGGCUCCUGCACUCGGUGCGGCUGAGAGGGAAAGAAGAGGACGCAGAAACUCAAAGAGAAGACCCCCAGGCCAGACCCCUGGAGGGACCUUCUAGCGAGGACGACCCUGAGAGGCAGGCACCACCUUCUCAGGGCUCCCAGGGCAGCAAGAGGCGUGCCAGCUGGGCCAGCACCGACCCGGCCAUUUCGAGUGGGGAGACCGACCCCGAGAGUGCCCAGAGGCCCCCAGCAAAGAGGCCCACGCUCCAGGACCUGCGCUUGGGCCCCAGCCCCAGGGCCGAGGAGGGGGCAGAAAUGCCGGCACCUGCUCUUCCUGUAGCUCCUGAAGACACAGGUGCAGGGGACACCCUCCCAGGAGCAUCCAAAGCCAGACAGGAGGACCAGGAGGGAGUCGGGGUACCCGGCUCCACAGGCCAAGAGCAGCUGAGCUGUCAGGCCCAGCUUCCAGAGGGCUCGGAAGACGCGAGAGGUUCGGCAGAGAGCUCUGCGGCCGGCAGUGUCUCCCAGGCAGCACGGGACUGUGAGAACAUCUGCUUCAUCAGCCGCCCGUGGCGCAUCGUGGACGGCCACCUGAACACGCCGGUGUGCAAGGGCAUGAUGGAGGCCGUGCUGUACCACAUCAUGAGCAGGCCCGGCGUCCCGGAGAGCUGCCUACUGCAGCACUACCAGGGCGUCCUGCAGCCCAUCGCCGUGCUCGAGCUGCUCCAGGGCCUGGAAUUCCUUGGCUGCAUCAAGAAGCGCUUGCUAAAGCCCACGGCUGUCUCGCUCUUCUCCAAACCCGUGGUGGAAGAGGCAGAGCCGCCCUCCAGCCCGAGCGAGAGUUCCAUGGUGUUCUAUGAGCCCACGCUGGACUGCACUCUCCGGCUGGGCCGCGUGUUCCCCCACGAGGUCAACUGGAACAAGUGGAUCCACCUGUGAGGCACCUGUGGCCACCAGGCCCCUCCCAUCAGGCCGCUGGCUCCAGGGAUGGGGGGCCAGCUCUCCUGGGGAGGGGCCUUUUGCCUUCACCGAGCCGGCCUGGAACUCAGGAAGAGGCCACCCGCCUGCUCUCUGCCCGCCUGGCCAGGGAACCCUCGAGUUGUAGGGAGCGGCUGCACGGAGACUUUGGCCCCUGCCCGCGCUCUUCCUCUUGUGCCAGGGCCUCGGCCGUCGCUGCAGACACGUUUCCGCUGCCAGCGAGCUGCCUGCCGUUCUCCGAAGCCCGGGUGGUGUGAGUCUGAGGCCCCAGCAAACUUCUCCACAGGCUUCCGAGGUGUCUGCCAUUUAGGAACAGCGCUGCUUGCUGAGGCCUUGAGCCUCCUGUAUGAACCUGAGUUGUCGGCUGCUGGCCAGUGGGGGUCCUGAGCUCUGGGCUUGGGUUUGCCCUGUCCGUGCACACUUUGUGUCCCAGAUCCCAGCACACGGCAAACUCCCUGGCUCCAGGAGCCCAGGUGCCCCUGAGCGCCGGGCCUUGUGGGGACAUGGCACAGAACAGAGGCCGUGUGCCCUCCGCCACGGGCCCCGCAGAGACUUACUCCUGUCCGGGCAGGACGUCUGGCCCCUGAGGCUGGGGCUGGCCUCCCGGAGGAGCCUGCAGGCCCCCGGCGGGCCUCCAGCUGGUGGGCACGCCCUCCUGCGGGCAAGAAGCCCAGAGUCCCUGUAGGUUUGGGGUUGGUUUCAUUUUUCAGCAUCUUUCUUCAUUUAAAAAAGAAAGACAAAUCCUUUGGCAUGUGUUUAUUUAUUGUUCAGUUACUGUGAAGUAAAACACAUUUAGUUU